Molecule: messenger RNA, 876 nt
Organism: Leptopilina heterotoma
Lineage: Eukaryota; Metazoa; Arthropoda; Insecta; Hymenoptera; Figitidae
Exons: 2
Coding region: 1-876 (291 amino acids)
Source: RefSeq, a predicted model, not a curated record
AUGUCAGAAGUCAUUCAUUCCUCAAUCAGUUCGCAAGAGACUAACAUCUCAGAACAUACUAUUUCUGAAGCAGCUCGGCCUAAGAUAAAAUUUGAUAAUUCUGUGGCACACUAUGAGAUUCAUGCACAUCAACCAUACGUGUCAUCAGCAUUUAAUAACAGUGACGAGAUUCGAAUUGCAGUUCAACAUCAAGACUUGUACAUUCUUCCCUCUAAAAGUACUCUACACGUCACUGGAAGAAUUGUUAAGCCUAACAAUACGCUUGUAACUAAUACAAAGUUAAUUAGCAAUGGUAUUUCCUACCUGUUUAAUGAGAUUCGUUAUGAAUUAAAUGGUGUUGAAAUUGAUCGCUCCAAAAAUGUUGGUAUUACAACCACAAUGAAAAAUAUAAUUUCUCAAACACCUAAUCAAAUGAUUUACUCUGAAAAUGCUGGUUAUCUACCUUAUGAUGAUGAUGAUAGCAGAGUAACAAAUGAUGCUGGAUAUUUUGAUGUAAAUAUUCCACUAAGUAUGAUUAUUGGUUUUGCUGAAGACUAUCGAAAGAUUGUUGUAAAUGCAAAACAUGAACUUAUUUUAACAAGAUCUCGUACUGAUCUAAAUGCUGUAGUAAACAUUGAAGCAGCAGAGCGUGAAGAAUUUAAAAUUAUUAUUAAUAAAGUUGAAUGGUUGAUUCCAUAUUUAAUGGUAAAUGAUCGACAAAAAAUUGAAUUAUUGAAAUUCAUUGAAAAAGACUCACUUAUAACAAUGAGUUUUAGAUCAUGGGAUUUGUAUGAAUAUCCUAUGAUUCCUGCCACUCAAAAGCAUGUGUGGACUGUAAAAACUUCAACACAAGUUGAAAAACCUCGAUAUAAAACUAUGAAGAUAUUGCAAAGUUGA